GACACGUUAGCCCUCUUCUUUCUGACAACUUCAUUCUUUCUUCUCUCUGAUCUGAGAGUCUCCGACGGAACCAGGAAACCCUACCCAUCAAACGAUAUGGAUGUCAAUCAACAAGAAUUUCAGGAACGCAAGCGAGAAUUUUACGAUUUCUUGGAGCUAAGUAUUUACCAAGAUGAGUUGAAGGCUAUGAUCAACCACAAACGCCGCCGCCUCAUCGUCAACAUCUCCGAUCUCUACACUUUCCGUGAAGAUUUGCCUCCCAGGCUUCUAAGGAAUCCGGGUGAGUACUUGCAACCAUUCUGUGACGCAGCCACAGAAUGGGCACGCAAUAUUGAACCCAAGUACCUCAAGGAAGGGGAACGAGUUCUUGUGGGCUUUGAAGGCCCUUUUGUCUCGCGUCGUGUCACUCCGAGAGAACUUCUCUCUCAAUUCAUCGGCUCCAUGGUUUGCGUCGUCGGCAUUGUCACUAAAUGUUCUCUUGUACGGCCAAAAGUUGUUAAAAGUGUUCAUUUCUGUCCUACAACCGGGAACUUCACUACUCGUGAAUACCGAGAUAUUACAUCAAAUAUGGGUGUGCCAACUGGCACCGUAUAUCCCACAAGGGAUGAUAAUGGAAACUUAUUGGUGACUGAGUAUGGUUUGUGCAAAUACAAAGAUCAUCAAACCUUAUCGAUACAAGAAGUGCCUGAAAAUGCUGCUCCUGGUCAGCUUCCACGAACAGUAGAUGUCAUAGUUGAGGAUGACCUUGUUGAUUCAUGCAAACCUGGAGAUCGUGUUGCCAUUGUAGGGAUAUAUAAAGCUCUUCCUGGAAAAAGCAAGGGUAGUGUGAACGGAGUAUUCAGGACUGUUCUCAUUGCUAACAAUGUUUCUCUACUUAACAAAGAAGCAAAUGCACCUAUCUACACUCCAGAAGACUUAAAAAACAUAAAAAAGAUAGCUGAGAGAGAUGAUACAUUUGAUCUACUUGGUAAUUCACUUACACCUUCUAUAUAUGGGCAUUCGUGGAUAAAAAAAGCUGUGGUUUUAUUGAUGCUUGGUGGAGUGGAGAAGAAUUUAAAGAAUGGUACACAUCUACGAGGGGACAUUAACAUGAUGAUGGUUGGUGAUCCAUCUGUUGCCAAGUCCCAACUUCUGAGAGCAAUUAUGAAUAUUGCUCCCUUGGCCAUAUCAACUACUGGACGGGGUUCAUCUGGGGUGGGGCUGACAGCUGCUGUUACUUCAGAUCAAGAAACAGGUGAAAGAAGACUUGAAGCUGGUGCCAUGGUUCUUGGAGACAGAGGUGUUGUCUGCAUUGAUGAGUUUGACAAGAUGAAUGAUGUAGACCGUGUUGCUAUACAUGAGGUUAUGGAGCAGCAGACUGUGACUAUAGCUAAAGCUGGUAUCCAUGCAUCUCUGAAUGCUCGUUGCAGUGUGGUGGCUGCUGCUAAUCCUAUAUAUGGAACUUAUGACCGUUCAUUGACUCCUACAAAGAACAUUGGGCUUCCAGAUUCUUUGCUUUCUCGUUUUGAUUUACUCUUCAUUGUAUUGGAUCAAAUGGACCCUGAUAUUGACCGUAAAAUCUCCGAUCAUGUCUUGCGGAUGCACCGUUUUCGGUCUGUAAUUGAUGGAGGAGAAGCAGGACUAGAAGGGAAUUCAAGAUAUGGAAGGGAAGAUGAAGCUGAUACUGACCAAUCUGUCUUUGUCAAGUAUAACAGAAUGCUUCAUGGGAAGAAAACACAAAGGGGUCAGAAGCGGGAUACACUCACCAUCAAGUUUCUUAAGAAGUAUAUUCAUUAUGCAAAGCAUAGGAUUCAGCCUGAGCUAACUGAUGAGGCAUCUGAACACAUUGCAACAGCAUAUGCAGAGCUGAGGAAUGGGGGUUCAAAUGCAAAGACUGGAGGAACUCUUCCUAUUACAGCGAGAACCUUAGAAACCAUAAUACGUCUCUCAACUGCCCAUGCUAAAUUGAAGUUGAGCAGGAAGGUUUCAAAGUCUGAUGUUGAAGCCGCCUUAAAAGUUCUAAAUUUUGCAAUAUAUCACAAAGAAUUGACUGAGAUGGAGGAGCGUGAACAAGAACGGCAGAGAGAAUCGGACGAAAAUCAAAGAGCAGAGCAUCGCCACAGAGGAAAUGACAGACAAAACAAUGGUCCCACUCAUAAUGAACGUUCAACAAUGGAUGCCAUGGACAUAGAUGAACCUCCUUCAGGCGAUUCGGCUCUCAAUAUCUCACCUCAAAGAACUGAAGCAUUUAACUCCAUAUUUGGUCAACAUAUGAGAACAAACCGCUUGGAUUUGAUAACCAUUUCAGAACUAGAGGGAAUUGUGAACGGUAGAUCAGAUGCUCGUUAUUCAAGUGCAGAGAUAACAUUCCUAUUGGAGAAACUGCAAGAUGACAAUAGAGUGAUGAUAGCCGAUGGAAUGGUGCAUAUGAUAUCAUGAUGUGAAAGAAGAGCAACUCCAAUAGAAAAAUAUAAGGAAUGGAAUCUGCCAGCAGAGCUCAUCUUUGGAGCCGUAUAUGUCUAUGGCAGGAUGGAAUAGAGAAUUACAGUGGUUUAAUAGUUGGAGAAUUUAGAGAUAUUACCAGGCAGAAGAUCUAUAUAUUUUCUAUUUAAUAUCUUGUAAUAAUUUUUUUUUUUUUUUGUUGUAACUCUAUUAGCAGAUGAAUGAAAGAUGAAAAUAUUGAUCUAUAAGUAUAACCAUUGUUUCAGUUGUUUUUUUUUCUUUAUUGCCUCUUCUUCUGCUUGUGUAUUCAGACUGUUGGACACAAUUUGCAAAGUGCUGU
Messenger RNA from Pistacia vera, 2761 nucleotides. RefSeq names its product DNA replication licensing factor MCM3. Bases 97 to 2418 code for a protein of 773 amino acids. NCBI's taxonomy places the organism in Eukaryota, Viridiplantae, Streptophyta, Magnoliopsida, Sapindales, Anacardiaceae. The transcript is spliced from 17 exons. The record is from RefSeq and is a predicted model, not a curated record. Gene Ontology annotation, cellular component: nucleus; MCM complex. Gene Ontology annotation, molecular function: single-stranded DNA binding; ATP binding; ATP hydrolysis activity. Gene Ontology annotation, biological process: DNA replication; DNA strand elongation involved in DNA replication; mitotic DNA replication initiation.